AUGGUGCCCAGACCCCUCCCCUACAAUGGCAAUUAUGCCUCAGCUGACGACUACGUCUCUCAUCUCCUUCACUUUGUCAACACUACCGACCUUUUCCAAAUCCUUUGCGGCGGCACUCACAUCCUCGACUUCUUCACCUCCUCGCCAGGUCUCUUUCACACCGUCCUACCCGAGGAGUGGCAUCCUUUUCUCUUACAAUGCGACAUCAUGCGCCUCCUCGAUAUCUUCAUGAGAGAUGAUCUCGACAGCCUCCAACUGGAUGGUCUGCCCGACAUGCCGGACAGCUUGUUCCAGUACAUCAAGUCAAUCAGGCAUCUAUCACUUGCAAGAGACUUUUCUCCCCCACCGCACGAUUUACCCGUCCUACCGCGAACAGUCAAGGUAGGCAUGAAGCCUAAAAAGCUUCACGAGGUCAGGAACUUUGCCGACUAUGUGCAUCGCCUAUCGCAGAAUAUUGCUACCUCGGAGGCGAAUCAAAUAAGCCACUUUGUAGACUUUGGUAGUGGCCAGAACUAUCUUGGCCGCGCACUGGCAAGCGAGCCUUACAAUCGACGAGUCGUCGCGGUCGAAGGCCGUGAGAAUAAUGUCAGUGCGGCAAGAGGCCUCGACAUCACCUCUGGCCUGGCAACCAAAGAAAAGGUCAUGAGGAAUAAGAAGCUAUGGAAUAAGAUUCUCGAAGCGGGUGGGCCGCAUCCUCAUGAGAAUCCAGACGUCUUCAGACAAGUCGCCGGCUCAGAAGCGUUUGACUUUCGACCCCGGGAGCAGUUAAAGUCUGAAUGUACCGUGGAACACGGCAAGGGUCAUGUACAAUACGUCUCCGGACGUCUGGACAGCGGCGACUUGUCUGAAGUCAUUGCCAAGAUUGACAAUACCUCGCUCGCCGAAGAAAAGCCCAAGCUAAUGGCCAUGUCCAUACAUUCCUGCGGCAACCUCUCUCACUACGCCAUUCGCUCACUCAUCCUCAACCCAGACAUUCGCGCCAUUGCCAUUGUAGGAUGCUGCUACAAUCUCAUGACGGAAAGACUCGGCCCACCAACAUACAAGCACGCCUAUCUGCGUCCAACCCUGCAAGCACUCAACGGCCGCGUCGGCAGGGAAUCCUUCAGAUUCGAUCCGCAGGGCUUCCCCAUGUCCCAGAAAUUCUGCACCUACGACGACGACGGGGUCCGGCUCAAUGUCACUGCUCGGAUGAUGGCUUGCCAAGCGCCCCAGAACUGGGACAGACUGGAUAGUGAGGCCUUUUUCUCGCGACAUUUUUUCCGAGCAGUUCUCCAAAAGAUCUUUUUGGACAGAGGCGUUGUCAAGCAGAUACACCAUGUGCCGGAGGACACAGACGGGCAAGCAGCCAGGAGGCCGGGCCCGUUUGACGUCAGCACACAACCUGUUACCGUCGGGGGUCUACCAAAGAAGUGCUAUUCCUCGCUACGAGCCUACGUUCGGGGAACAAUCGACAAGUUGACAACGAGCACCGAGUAUAGGCAGUACGCAGACGUGAUGAAUGACAAGAUGGCCGACAUUACGGACGAGGAGAUUGACAAGUAUGAAGCCGAGUACCUGCCGAGGAAAAAGGAGCUGUGUGUGACUUGGAGUCUGAUGGCGUUUAGUGCCAUGGUCGUGGAGUCGAUGAUUGUGGUGGACAGGUGGAUGUUUUUGAAGGAGCAAGCCGAAGUUGGCGACGCGUGGGUUGAGACGGUGUUUGACUAUGGAAUAAGCCCGCGCAACUUGGUGGUGGUUGGAGUGAAAAAGGAUCAAUGA
Messenger RNA from Metarhizium brunneum ARSEF 3297, 1755 nucleotides. Its product is annotated as Protein RRNAD1. The record is from RefSeq and is a predicted model, not a curated record. NCBI's taxonomy places the organism in Eukaryota, Fungi, Ascomycota, Sordariomycetes, Hypocreales, Clavicipitaceae.